Drosophila teissieri is the source of this 808-nucleotide messenger RNA. RefSeq lists its product as uncharacterized. Bases 89 to 709 code for a protein of 206 amino acids. The record is from RefSeq and is a predicted model, not a curated record. NCBI's taxonomy places the organism in Eukaryota, Metazoa, Arthropoda, Insecta, Diptera, Drosophilidae. The transcript has a single exon.
CAAGACUUCUGAUUUAGUUCCAUAUAUUAGUCGACCUUGUAUAUUAAAUACAUUGUUUUUUUUUUAGCUUCUUUCGUAUUGGCGAGAGAUGAAUGGCAACAGCCAAAAGUCCCUGGCGGACGACAUGGCCUCGCCACCUUACGGCAAGGAGGUGCUGAUUGGCAACUGGGCGGAGCGCCGCUACGCUGUUGAGGAGCAGAGCAAUGCCAUCCUGCCAGGACUCCGGGUGAGUGGCUGCGAGCUCCAUAGGUCGCUCUGCCACGACACAUACACUACUGCACCCUUCGUUGGCGCGGAGACAGUAUCCUUGUUCGUGGAUCAUCGCAAGUUGGCUUAUCAGAACUUUAUAAGGAAUAGGCAAUCUUCCUUGAACCUGGUGGAUGAUGAGCUACUCAAAAGGAACUUCACUACCACCAACACCCUGGAGUUUCAGGAAAUUCCUCGACUGCGUCUUAUAGACGCUAAUGGGGAAAAGGACAAAAGCGGUCCUCCGAAGCAACCGGCGGACGUGGACAGACUGCAGACUUUCGGCAAUCUCACGAAGACUCACAACUACCUCUUUCGGUUCAAGUGUGAGAAAAUCCUGGAGGGGAUCAGCAACAUGCAGACCAACUACUCCGCCAGCUUUAACCGCCCAUGGGAAAAAAAACCCAUCUUUGAAUUUGGUCCAGACUAUGACGGAGUCGUAAAGUUUGACUUGACGUGCUAGCUACCAGAACUAUCUUUUCUCCUCAGAUUUGGUAUGGGAAUCUACAAAUUUCCUAAAUAAAAAUUGCAAGCGUGUUCCCAAAGAAACUCGUUCCCUAUA